Messenger RNA from Oncorhynchus tshawytscha (Chinook salmon), 1797 nucleotides. Its product is annotated as E3 ubiquitin-protein ligase TRIM35. NCBI's taxonomy places the organism in Eukaryota, Metazoa, Chordata, Actinopteri, Salmoniformes, Salmonidae. The record is from RefSeq and is a predicted model, not a curated record. Gene Ontology annotation, molecular function: protein binding; zinc ion binding. The transcript has a single exon. Bases 236 to 1648 code for a protein of 470 amino acids.
CGAAACUGUCCUGAAUGAGGAAACAACAGCAGCAGUUCUCCCUGGAUCCCUCAUUUGGUGUGGAAAAGAAACUUUCAGUGCUGUUGAAUAUUAUACGUGUUAUAAAUAGAAAGUCUGAAGAGGAUAACAGAAGAGUGUAUGGUAGGGGAGACUUUCUAAGUAACGCUGUUGACUUCACUCUUCAUUCUAAGUGAAGUAAAUAUAUCUGGUCAAAGGCUAUUCCAGAGGAGACAAAAUGGCCUCUAGAUCGUCUCUCCCAGAGGAGGAUCUCUGCUGUCCUGUGUGCUGUGACAUCUUCACGGAUCCUGUUAUCCUGUCAUGUAGCCACAGCUACUGUCAUGAAUGCCUACAGGAAUAUUGGAGACAAAGAAAAGUGAAUGAAUGUCCCGUAUGCAGGAAAAGAUUCAGCUCAGGAGCAGCUCACUGUAACCUGGCUCUGAGAAACCUGUGUGAAGCCUUCUUACAGGAGAGAAGUCAGAAAGAGGAGGGUGGAGCUUCAGCGGGGUCUGAGGUGGUCUGCAGUCUGCACGGUGAGAAACUCAAGCUCUUCUGUCUAGAGGAUAAACAGCCUGCAUGUGUGGUGUGUCAGACUUCUAGAAAACAUGCAAACCAUAAGUUCUGUCCUGUGGAUGAGGCUGCACAGGACUACAAGAAGGAACUCAAGUCUGUGCUGAAGGUCUUACAGGAGAAGCUGAAGGUCUUUGACGCAGUGAAACUAACUUGCGAUAAAACAGAACAGCAUAUCAGAAGCCAGGCCCAGCACACAGAAAAACAGAUUAUGGAGGAAUUUAAAGCACUUCACUUGUUCUUAAGAGAUGAACGGGUAGUCAGGAUUGCUGCACUGAAGGAGGAAGAGGAGAGGAAGAGUCGGCUGAUGAAGAGGAAAAUUGAAGAGAUGAGCAGAGAGAUAUCAUCCCUUUCAGACACAAUCAGAGACGUAGAGGUGGAGCUGAGAGGGGAAGACAUUGUGUUUAUACGGAGUUACCAGGCUAUAAAGCAAAGAGCCCUGGAGUGCACACCAACGGACCCAGAGAGGGUUUCAGGAGCUCUGAUAGACGUGGCCAAACACCUGGGCAACCUGCAGUUCAGAGUCUGGGAGAAGAUGCAGGAGAUUGUUCAGUUCACUCCUGUUAUUCUCGACCCCAACACUGUUCACCCCCAUCUCAUCCUGUCUAACAACCUGAUUAGUUUGAGACAUAGUACGGAGACUCCGCAGCUUCCUGAUAACCCAGAGAGAUUUGAUAAGUACCGUUCGGUUCUGGGUUCUGACGGCUUUAACUCAGGGACACACAGCUGGGACGUUGAGGUUGGGGACAGUAUUUUAUGGUCUGUUGGUGUGGUCACAGAGUGGAAGGGGGCCACUGCCUCAACGAGAGGACACUGGCGUUUAGAUAAUAACAAAGGAGUAUUUAAAGCUCGCUCCUCAUCGGAUCAAAGCGUCCCUCUCUCAAAUAGACUGAGACCACAGAGGAUCAGAGUGCAGCUGGACUGGGAAAGAGGAAAGCUGUCAUUCUCUGACCCUGUUACUAACACCCACCUACACACGUUUACACACACUUUCACCAAGAGACUCUUUCCCUGCUUUUGUAGUAAGCAUCUGAGGAUUUUACCAGAGAAAGUCUCUGUUGUAGUGGAACAGCAUAGUUAGAGCUGAUACCACCUCUAUCUGUAACAGUGGAACAGUAAAAUUAUGUGUCAUUCCACAAUAUAGAGUGCCUUUUGUGUAAAAAAUAAUGUAUUUAUUUCAUCUAAUCAUAAAAUUCUGUCAUAAAGAUCACGUUUAAUAAAAACAUCUGU